Molecule: messenger RNA, 720 nt
Organism: Hibiscus syriacus
Lineage: Eukaryota; Viridiplantae; Streptophyta; Magnoliopsida; Malvales; Malvaceae
Product: photosystem II repair protein PSB27-H1, chloroplastic-like
Exons: 1
Coding region: 170-592 (140 amino acids)
Biological process (GO): photosystem II repair; photosystem II assembly
Cellular component (GO): photosystem II; chloroplast thylakoid lumen
Source: RefSeq, a predicted model, not a curated record
AUUGUAUUAUCUAUUUGAUUAUUUAAGAUAUCAUUGAAUCCUUUUUCAGCCAUUAAAAUUAAAAAGAUUGGAUAAGGUGAAAGCACACGUGGCACAAACCCAUUUCUCCCUGCAAACACCGAAGCACAGCACUCUCCAUUUCCUUACGGAAAAAAAAAACAAGAAAACCAUGUCGUCCCCAACACUACUAACCCCAACUUCCAAGCUUAAAUUGCUCCUCCCAGUCAUAGCCAAACCCAACUCCACCGUGCCACCGACGUACCCGACACCACCACCGGCUUUCGCGGCCGACGACGAGGAGUACGUGAAAGGGACCUCCGACGUCAUCAGCAAGGUACGGAGCACCAUCAACGUGGACAAGAACGACCCCAACGUGGCGACGGAGGUGGCCGAGCUCAGGGAUACGUCGAACAGUUGGGUGGCGAAGCACAGAAGGGAGAAAUCCUUGCUGGGGAGAGCUUCGUUCCGUUUGAGCGCUGUCUCCGUCCAUUAUAUUAGCUUCGGACCGAAGGCGCCGAUCCCGGCGAAGAGAAAGGCGAGGAUUCUCGAAGAGAUGGACACUGCUGAGAAAGCUUUGUCGCGAGGAAGAUGAAAAUACAAAAACCAGUACGGCUUAAGAUUUCGAGAUUUAAACGGCUAUAGUGUUUAAGUUUAUCGAGUUUGUAUUAAGAUUGGGUUACUGAAUCAUCAUGAGAAAAGGAAACUUUUAAUAUUAUUUUG